CCCCACUCUGUAUGUGUGUGCCUGUGUUACCAACGCCGCUUGCAAGCCUGAAAUUGCUGGAGCAAAGCAAGCCGGAGGAGGAAACCGCCAGCGUUUACAUAGAGAAAAAGACAAUUCACUGAACGCAAGGAGAAGAGAGUGAGAGAAAGAGAGUCAGGAAAAACUAGGAAUAAUUAAAAUAAUUCAACUGGAUCACAUUGAUUGCAUAUCCAUUCCCCUACAUUAGCUUUUCCCAAGAAUGGCAAGCGGGCAUCCCACUGACAAAUUCAGUUUCUUGUACCAACCCGAAAGCUGUCAAAACCUGAAGAGCAAGAGUAGACUGUCUUCCACCAUGAACCCGGUUUAUAGUCCCGUUCAGCCCGGGACUCCAUACGGAAACCCCAAGAGCAUGGCGUACACAGGCUACCCUGGAGGUUAUCCCACCACGGCUCCUACCUACACACCCAACCUCUAUCAGACCGGCAGCCCAGGCUACCCUCCAGUGCUGCUGGUGAAGCAGGGCUGGGCACAGACCUCCACCUCAGGGCCCACUGAGGGUUCCUAUGACCUGGCAGUGGACGCGGGCUCAGAGAGCAGAUCUUACCAGGCCUCGUCUGCAGCAUUCAGAUACACCGCUGGGACCCCCUACAAGGUGCCCCCCACCCAGACCAAUGGAGCCCCCCCACCCUAUUCCCCAUCCCCCAACCCCUACCAGACGGCCAUGUACCCAAUCAGAAGUGCCUACCCCCAGCAGAAUCUCUAUCCUCAGGGUGCUUAUUACACACAGCCUGUGUAUGCAGCUCAGCCUCAUGUGAUUCACCACACCACAGUGGUCCAGCCCAACAGCCUCCCUUCUGCCAUAUACCCCGCCCCUGUCCCUGCCCCUCGCUCUAACGGAGUGGCCAUGGGCAUGGUGGCAGGGACCACCAUGGCCAUGUCAGCAGGAACCUUGCUGACCACCCCACAGCACACUCCCAUUGGAGCUCACCCCGUUACCGUGCCAACGUACAGGCCUCAAGGGACGCCUGGGUACAGCUAUGUGCCUCCUCACUGGUAAACCAUCAACCAAUUCAUAUCUGCAGUCAAAACAUUGUAUGCAACUACUCAAGUCUUACAUCGGUGCACUGUGGUCAACAUCGGAGCACUGCGUCUGUUUGCAAGAACAAAAAAAAAGUGCAAGGGUCACUUUAUGCAUUCUUUAGUGUUUUUGUAAAAGCUGCUUUUAAAACUGUUUUUUUUUUUAAGUUUAAAGUUUUUUUUUUGUUUGUUUGUUUUUUUUCUGCACCUCUCUGUUGUAUUUCUUUUUUUUUAAUUUAUCAACAAUUUCUGUCAGAAACUCCAGGCAGACCAAAAGCAGUAGUUGAGGAUGUUCUUUUUGGUGUUACCGCUGCUCAUGUCUCUGGGCCGAUUCCAGCUAUAGGAAUGCGCAGACUACACCCUCAUCAUUAUGGUCGUCAUCGUUAUAAUCAUCAUCAUCUUAUGCUGCCAAAUUUUUCUAAGGAUUAGAUGUUAGCACAGGGUCUUUCUUAUGUUCAUUUCCCAGCUUCCUCUGGGAUGGGCUGACUGGAGAUUGUGCGGCUCUUAGUUUUUUGGGGUUUUUUUCCCUUUCAAAUUUACUUUGGCUUUGGUUUCAUCUUCCAGUACUGAGAACGAGGGUCGUCUUCCAGCUUGUAGCAAAUAUUAGGUAGACGUGUUCUAAAUAUACCCACUGUAUGACCAUGUAAACGCGAUAAUCCCUUCGCUAGGAAAAAGAAUUCUGUAAUCUUAGUUAUACACUACGUAGAAGAUAUUUAAAUAAGUCGGUGACAUAAUUAGCUUGUACGUCAAGAUAUACCGGUAGUAAGCAAUCUUUUAAAUAUAUAAGUAUAUUUUAUAAGUAUGUGCUUGUGUGUAUUCACACACACACAAACACACUCAUAAACUGCAUAGGGUGUGUUGUAUUGCACGUUGACCAGGGUUUAGUUGCAUCACUUUGCUCAGAAUCCAGGCUCUGAUGUGAAUGAAGUCUCAGUCAUGUGCCAACAUAUGGGGAGAGGGGUUAGAGGAGGGACUUGAAUUAUUCAGGAACAUGUCAAGGAUGCAAAGGGAUUUAAAACCAUUGAUAUACUGUGCAUUGGACAAACACAACAAGGAAGGCACAGUAAAAAUCCAUUAAAGUAAGGGUGAUUUUUGGAAAGGAUAAGGAGGAGUUUAGAGAUGAUGUCACCCUGAACCUGCCAGAGCCCCACCCCCCACACCACUCUGCUGCAGGUAUAGGGACUGAUUUACACAUGUCGUUAAUUCAUGACAGAAGUAGCUAGUUCUACCUUGUGCAAAUUAAUGGAGUCUUAUUGGUAAUAAUACACAUAAAGAGGAAUUCAUUCUUCCUUUAAAUAUGCUGUUGUACUCUAGCGGUACAAGUAGUAAGCUCCAAGUGUGGGACUCUUAGGUAAGAGAGGGGUUUGAUGAAGGUGUUGGUACAGAGGGUAGGAGGAUAAGUCAAGCUGUUUGCUGCAUCAUGGGGGAGGGGGGGGAUAGGGCAUACUUAGCCACCAUUACUGGACCCUGACAAUCGACACUGAGGCGUCAGUUUUUUUAUAUUGUUUUUCUUUUCUUUUUUUGCCGAGCGCCCCACUAUUUUGUUGGCUUGAAUAAUGGUAAUGGUAAUGGUAGUGUCAUCAUUUCCAUAGUGGCAGUGUCUUAUUCUGGUUCCCUGGUUGGCCCCAUGACUGUUGGUGAGAGGCAGAAUGGAAGCUUAGUUGGUCACUGUGGUCACAGGCGAGAAGAGAAAGCAAAAAUGAAAGUAGACUGCUUUAUUUUCCAUUUGACUGAAAUUCAGAAACCAAAAUCACACAAAUAUUUUGCAUUGCGGAUUCCGUUGCAUUUCCCCACCUGUUCCGGUGCUCUACCUCUGAUCUGCACCCAUUGGAACACUCUAACACACACACACACACACACACUCUUUCGCUCUCUCUCUCUCGCUCUCUCACACACACACACAAACACAACUUUUUUCUAGUUUUGUUUUGUGUUUUGGUUUUUCUGGUGACGCUACCAUUUCUAAACCAGGCUUCAGUUUUAUCUGUCUCCUUCCAUGUUAUGACUGAAAGAUCAAAGGUCGUGUGGUGUAGGAAUGCCUGGUAUCAGCUGGAGUAGAUGUUUUGCACGGCCUUCCGAUUCCUCCUCACUUGGAACACAUGGAAGUCAUGUGACCACAUAUCAGCAUUGUAUUACUAUAAGUGCACUGAUAAGCAUUGCACAAACAUCUAUGAAUAAUAAUCUAUGCUAAAAAUAGGUACUUCACAUGGGCUCUGAAAAGAUGAGCUACUUUUAAUUUUUACAAGUUCAAAAUGGUACCCUGUAGUUUGAUCAUUUUAAGACAAAUUGGUAUUAAACAGUAUCACUUAUUCUUUUUCUGCUGAGGUUUGUUAACCACUAAUUUUGUUGCAAGUAAAAGAAUUUGAUUACAUUCGGCAGCCUAUUGCCCAAAGCAACUAGAGCAUUUAAAAAUAAAAAUAAAAACAUAUUCACACGUUUGAUAGCAUGUAUGGUAUGAUUGAAUGUGUUAUAUAUGCAUCAAGCAGAAUGGUGUUCUCACAAAGCAUGGUUGCAUCACAAGCGCUGCAGGAGGAUUUAACAGGUUUGGGUUUAGCAUUUAACCCCCUCUGAAUGACCAUAUUCCCUGCGUAUAAAAGUGUUUAUAAGGCAUAUAAAGGAAGGGCAGUUGUGCAUUGGUAAAGGUUUGAUGCAGGAACGCACUGCUGUGUAGUCACUUUUGCCAUUGAAAGGGCACUCAAUGGCCAUGUUUUGAUUUAACUUUAAGGUGUUCCAUCAGAAGCUCCUGGGUACCAUCCUUCUAAAAUCGCCCCAUGCAGCAUUUAAGAGAAUGUUAUGUCAUUGUCUGUUUUGAGUGAGAACAUUCCUAAUGGUAAACUGAACACAGUAAAGACAUUUACAGGUCUUCGCUUUAAAUGACAUGGGUGACAUCUGAAAGUUUUUCAAAUUUAGUUAUUUAGGUUUUCUUUAUCCAAAGCCCUGCCCAUUUGCACCCAAAUGAGUAAGUCUGUCCCUGCAUUGCACUUGGAGACUACUUCCACCUUGACCCUUUUUUUUCUUCUUUUUGUUCAUCUCCUAGUUCAAAAAGAGUGCUGUGCUUUGCAUAUUCAGGAACUGUUCAGGUUUUGCCUGAUUGUGAUCGGUUGUGCAACUGCAAGCGUAGUCCUGCUGUAGCGCCUAGGAAUAGAGCAAUCUGUGCACAACACACCGGCUCUUUAAACCCUAUUCAUUUUGUUAUUCAUGGUGCCUUUUACAGAAGGUAAGAUAAUGAAUUAUAUUUUUGGUUUUGUUUUCUUGAACACAUUUUCUAUAGAUGUGUGCAGUUUGCUAUGAACACUGCUCAGUCUGCUCACUAUCAGCCUGUUCAGUGCACUGAUAGCUCCAAAUAAGAUAAAAUAAGAUAAAAUAAUCCUUUAUUAAUCCCGCAGCGUGGAAGUUUGCAGUGUCCUUGAAUUUGAUAGAAGCUGUGGACUGCUGAAAACCUUUACCUCUGCCCUGCUCUCCCUUUCCUGAGUAGCAUUUUACAAAAAAAGUAGAAAUAAAGAAGUAAUUGUGGUUUUAUGACUUGGGAUUUGACCCCCAGAGCGAGCAAACACCAUUCUCUGAAUACUACAAUGACUUUUUUGUAUGUCCUUGCUUAAAAUCAUAAAGUAAGACAAGACUUGAACAAUGCAUAUUAGUAGUUGUAUUGGCCAAAUUCAAUGUGCAAGUAGAAAUGAGGGUGGGUGUUUAUUUUAUUUUAUUUUUUUUUGGUUUUUUGUUUUUUUGUUUGAAUGGGUGGGUGGGUUGGUGGGGAUCAGGUUUUACCUUCAAGAGAUUCAACCAUGUGUAUGAGUAUUGCCUCUGGUAUUUUAAACUUUAAAAAAUAACAAAAAAAAAUAACUUAGGUUUAAAAGAAUCAGUUCUGAUUAUGUAAUUUAAGCGCUUUUUACCAUAAGUGUUAUUUAAGUUUUAUUGAUGAUUGAUGUUUAUUAUUCUUAAAUAGAGGAACUUUAUGGUUGAAUUGAAGUGGGGUGCCUCUGUAUUUGUCAGGGAGCAUUUCAGAACACAAGUCUGAGGGAAGGGGUUUUCACUCAAAAGCAUUUAAAAUGUUUUUGCUCCCUUGGGGAGGGGCAAAGUGUAGAGCUGGCACCCUCUGGAAAGAGCUGCCGUUGCCCUAAGACCUGGUGAACUGAGCCAUGCUUCCAUUAACCGACAGGAAAGAACACUUAGACUUCUGUCCCACUAUGAUUGAUAUUGGCUUAAAAUUCCAAUUUCCAGUGCCCACUCGGAUCCAGUUCGUUCACCUUUGAUCUGGUUUGUAAAAUUUGUGACUUCACCCCUUAAGUGACAGCAUCAAGCACAUGGCCAUCCUAUUAAUCUUUGUCUUCUGUGGGUCCCACGUGUUUAACAGAGGGGCUGGGGGAAGGGAAACUCACUUCAUAAAACUGGCUGCGAGACAUAACCCGAAAAAGUCACUUUCUGAACGUACACCAGCAGAUCUGUGCACUGUUGACGGGUGAAGCCGGUUGGACUGCCAGUCACAGCUGCCGCGGUCAUACGUUAUCCCAGUGUGCAGGCUCUGAACUAGUAAGUGCUUUUAUUUCGCAUGGGUUAUUUUGGAAGGAUUCGCUGGAAGUGAAACCAUACAGAAAGCGCCGGGGGCCAAGUCAGCUGGCAGGUCAGCACUUCCUCUUUAAGUUUGUUUUGGCACUUCAACCAGAAAGACACCUUUAAAACACUUCGUCCUUACGCGGUGUGCAUAGUUUCAGUAACGUCUCUGGGCAGCCCUCAAAUCAGUUUAAAUUUCUGUAGUGUUGUAGCAACGUGGUAACCUUGUCAUAGCUUUGUGGGAAUGUUAUAAGGGUAUUUGUUAUGUGUCAGCCAACUGAAAUAAAUGAAUAAAAUGUAAAGGCUCAAGACACCAAAUGUCCGUUCAGAAAGAAGUUCUAUGAUGGACUCUGCUUUGCCUCCACUGUUUUCAUUAAUCCAUGUUAUUAAAUUCCAAAUAGCAUGAAAUGGCUUUUCCCUCCUCAGAUGUUAUUGUCAGUAUUCACAUUGAACAGCAACCAAGAGUAUUUUGUGAUUUAAUAAAUACAAAUUUAAAAAGUUGAGUGCCCUCAUUUGCAUAUUAAUGUAUUUGUCCUUUUCAUGGCCAUUUUCGGUCAGUUGGAAUAUUUCCUUUCCCCUCCCCGUCUCAUCAGACAUUGUAAAUCUGCAAUAAGAUUUAAGUGAAUACAAAGCAUGAUAAUUGUAAGGGUUUCCCUCCCCGCCCCCUUUAAAAUGUCUGUUUACUAUCCAUGUAGCUAUACGUAUGUGCUGAUGUACAUACGAGAGCCAAACAUGCAGACCCCCUGACACACAGCUCAAAGGUUCCGCCACUGUUGCUUCAAGUGUUAAGGGUUAAGGAGUUACCCCAAAGCGUUACAUUUGUUGAGAAAUAGUUAAAAUCUUUAAUUUUAAUAUUUUUAACAAAGCUUGAGAUUUCAUCAAAACAUUUAAAUGAUGAUUUGAACGCCAAUUGAAAUGCAAAAAGUGUAAAUUCCAUGUCUUCCAUAGUGCCAUUUUCCAGAGUGUGUGUGUAGGAAACAGCACCUGGAGGUUCAGUACCAGGCUGACACGGAGCACGCUCACAGCAUCUCUUUUUAACGCUGUGGCAGCAACACAAUCUUGUCAUGAGGUCUCAGCAACGGUGUGGGAACGUUUUGCUACGAGUUAGCUCGGGGUCCAGUGAAGCAGAGAGACCCAGGCUUGUGGAUAUGAAGUGUAAGUCUGUUUUUAUUAUUUUUGUUUUUGUUGUUUUUUUUUUUUUUGUUUGGUUUUUUUUUUUUUUUUUUUUUUUGAAGAUCAGUUAGUGAUCUCAGUGACAGAAUUAAGCCAAGUUUGUAAUUGUAUAAUAUUUACUGUAAGAUGUAGAACAUUCAAUAACUAUUAAAAUCUUUCCCAAAAAAAAAA
Messenger RNA from Anguilla rostrata (American eel), 6948 nucleotides. RefSeq names its product family with sequence similarity 168 member A (gene fam168a). The record is from RefSeq and is a predicted model, not a curated record. Lineage: Eukaryota; Metazoa; Chordata; Actinopteri; Anguilliformes; Anguillidae. The transcript has 9 exons. Gene Ontology annotation, biological process: positive regulation of base-excision repair. Bases 239 to 1036 code for a protein of 265 amino acids.